AGUCGGUGUAUGAUGAACAUCUCCAGCAAGCUGGUUUAAGGCGACACUACAUCGCGUGGAUAUCGUGGUGAGGCCGACACCUUGUUUACCUUCAUCUUAAAAGAGGGGCAUAAGCCUACUUGAUAUAACUAGUACUGAGGUUUAGUGGCUGAGCUGGAGCUGUCACAGAGUGAAUGAUUGAUGAUCAAAGUUUGUACUAAGCGAAGUUGAGAUUUCUUUCCUGGUAAUACUGGCUUCUGAUCCUCAACCUUCCGUGUGCAUUCGACUUCAACUUCUACGGAAAGGUCAGUUCUACAAACAAUCCACUCAAACAUUUGGUCAAUCUAGCUAACUAUCACAGAUGGCAACCAGAUUCACCAGAACAUACCAUGAUGUCUACUAUUCCAAUAAUCUACCUGUUGAAACAUCGACUAGGACAGUUACAUAUACAGCGGAUGCGGGGUACACAUUUGUAUCAGGUGAAAUCACUGAAAUUUUCGGUGGUCCAACUGAGUUACCCAUUACAUCAACAGGGAAAAGCACCAUCCUCGUAACAAAGACCACUAUAGUGCCUUCCACAACUCUAGCACUGCCAACUUCCGCCUCGACCAUGGACACGACAGCCGUUGCCCUUAGUUCAAUUGCUAGUUAUAAUUCGAUUCAGGCGACAGCGACAGAUUCGUACACAAAAAGUCAUUUGAGUUCUGCGAUUAGUCAAUGGAGUAGCUGGGCUAGUUUGAGCAGUGGUACAACCACUCUCAUUUCAUCCAUCACAUCUACAGGCAAAUAUCCCACCACCGGUAUAACCGUCAUUGCCUUGAGCCAGAUAACUAGUUGGAACUCUAUUGCAUCUACAGCCACAGAUCCAAUAUUGAAGGGUUCAUUGCAAUCCGCCAUUAGUCAAGCAAGUUCCAUGGCUAGCUUGACUUCCGGUGCUUACACAGCUGUUAUUACAAUCUCUCCUUCUGAACAAUCUGCUAUCGACAAAUCAAACAAAGGUAGUGCUCGCGAUCGACUUACGUACACGGUGGUUUUGAGUGUUAUCGGUAUUUUGUUGCUCAUAGCUUCUAUCUGGAUGCUUGGCUACUACUUUGUACGAAAGCGUCGUCAGCGAAGAGGAAAAAAUAUGCCUCCACCUACGGAACAUCUUUGCCCAAAUAUAGAUUCUUUGGACGGUCUGAUGGUUGAGAUGGGUCGAAAAAGUGCCACCGGGGAGCAAGAGAGUAGUAGGGCUGAGGGACUUCAACCAAUGGUUUCAAGGACUCACAGUACUUUGCUCGAAUUAGAACCUCCGGAAGGAAUCGCGGAACUACCUGGCUCUAAUCCAGUUAUUGAAUUACCAGAAAAACGAGCGGAGUUAUAUGGUGAUGGGGCUGUAAAUUCGGAGAGAAUUCAUUACGAGGUCUGAGAGAGGAGUCUUUGAUGAUCACUUUCGAACUUCAUUUGCGGCCUUCCGAAGGUUGAUUUUGCGCAAAUAACUAGCAUAUAAAAACUAUAAAUGGACUUAUAUACUCAUUUAUAAUGUUUAUGGCUGUGUCAAGGCUAUAGAAGUGUUUAAGGCUGACAUACGACCUUGAGCUGAGUGUUUUCUCUAGAAUCUAAGUUCUUCCUGGCAAAUCUUUGGUUUAGAUGAAGUUAAUACGCUCUUGAACUAUAGACAUUGUAAAA
Messenger RNA from Sclerotinia trifoliorum, 1647 nucleotides. The record is from the annotation of a GenBank genome assembly. NCBI's taxonomy places the organism in Eukaryota, Fungi, Ascomycota, Leotiomycetes, Helotiales, Sclerotiniaceae.